AUGAUGCUCACGUACCGGACAGUAAGCUUCAUGGACAAGAAGCCGUUAUACUGGCUCAGUAUUUCUAUCCACUACGCCAAAAGUGCUGAUGCUCAUCGGUAUUAUGAGAAACAAGAUACGCGGGAGAAAAGGUACCUCAAGCGUUUGUGGUGGUGCUGUAUUCUUCGCGAUCGAAUCUUGGCUUUAGCGCUUCACCAGUCACCCCUCGUCAAUCCAGGAGCAAACGACACCAGUUGCCCCAUGCUGUCAAUCAACGACUUUGCCCAUGAGAUUAAGAAAUCUCGCGUGUAUGGCCACGUCGACAAACAAACUAUAGCCCAGAUUGUUAUCAUUCUUUGCGAAUUCGGCGAUAUACUCGGUGAUAUACUUCCACUGACUCCAUUGGUCAAAGGAGGUGGGUUCUGCCGUGAGGAAGUUGAGAAUCUUACUUUGAGGCUUGAUAAAUGGUAUAAUGAGACGUAUGCCAUCUUCCGGUUGCCAACACUCAUGACUGGAACUCAUAAAUCACUCACCUUGUUUUCAAACAUUCUCUGCACUUACUAUCAGUACGUCAUUCCCCGAUCCUGCUGCGAUCGUACUGAGUAG
Molecule: messenger RNA, 585 nt
Organism: Fusarium musae
Lineage: Eukaryota; Fungi; Ascomycota; Sordariomycetes; Hypocreales; Nectriaceae
Exons: 1
Coding region: 1-585 (194 amino acids)
Biological process (GO): DNA-templated transcription
Molecular function (GO): zinc ion binding; DNA binding
Source: RefSeq, a predicted model, not a curated record